GUCCACCAUGUUCCCUGCUAACCUCCUGCUCCUCAUGGUCCUGCUGCUACCUCAAGCCUCGUCUGGUCGCCAGGGUGGAGACACCAGCGAGAUCGACCAUGGCAGGGUGUCCCCCACGCCUUCCUCCUUGACGCUCCCACCAGCCAGCUCCGUCCUGGAGCCCAGUCUGGCUCAGACCAUCCAGAGUCUCCUCCUGAACCGGCUGGGCCUGCAGUCGCAGCCCGACCCUCGGCCUGGAGUGCCGGUGCCCCGGUACCUCCUGGAUCUUUAUCGCUUCCACCAGCAGCAGUACCACCUAGUGGAGGACCCUUCGUUUAGCUUCCCCAGCAAGCACAUCCAGCAGGCCAACACUGUACGGAGCUUUCACCACAAUGAGCCCCUUGGAGACAGUCCCAUAGCAGACCAUCAUAAGAGGGUUCACAUCUUCUUCAACAUCUCCUCGAUCCCUGAGGAUGAGAGGGUGCUCUCUGCUGAGCUCCGGCUCCUCCACAGUGACAGAGCAUCCCUGGGCCCCGGGCCCCACAGACUAAACCUAUACCUCUCUGAGCACCACGAGGAUCCGGAGCCCAACCUGCUGGAGACAAGGUUACUCACCACUGACCUCCAAAGUCAUAAAGACAGUGGUUUCUGGGAGGUUUUUAGCCUCAGUGCAGAGCUCUUCCAUAAGGCCCUUGCUGGGAGUGGCAGCCUGGGCUUCCUCCUGGAGGUCACACCUGAGAACAGCACCACCUCGCCCCCUGACCAAAGCUUCUCCUCUGCUGCCAAUGAGGAGGAGGCAGAGAAACACAAAGAGGGACACCUGAGGGUAUGCAGGUCUGUGGGUCAGGAUGAGCACAGCUGGGCCCAGGAGAGACCCCUCUUGGUGACUUACAGUCAUGACGGGCGCGGAGAGCCAUUAGUCAAACAUGGCAGGAGGACCUCAGGUGGCAGCCAGAGGAUGAGAGGGAGAAAAGUGACAAAAGAAAGGGCAAGGAGCAGCAGCAAGGGCCGCAAUAGGGACCAAGACUGGGUGAAGGCCAAAAAAACAGUUUAUACAGUUCCAGGUUGGGGGGGUGAUAAAGGUGGGGUAGGCUGGAGCGAACGUGGAAGGGUGAAAAGAAAUGGUGGCCGUGCUCGAAAACUGAAGCGCCUCUCUCGCAACAGAUGCCGCCGCCAUCCUCUGUACGUAGAUUUCAACGACGUGGGCUGGCACAAGUGGAUCAUUGCACCCAGCGGCUACGAUGCCUUCUUCUGCCUGGGGGAGUGCCGCUUCCCUCUGGCUGACCACAUGAACUCCUCUAGCCACGCCAUGGUGCAGACUCUGGUAAACUCUGUGAAUGGAGCGGUGCCCCGGGCCUGCUGCGUCCCCACCUCCCUCAGCCCCAUUGCCCUGCUCUACCUGGACCCUCACGACCGAGUGGUGCUGAAGAAUUACCAGGAUAUGGUGGUGGAGGGCUGCGGCUGCCGGUAGUGGGCGAGAGAGCUCGGCCAGAGAAACCUAGACGUGGACGGAGACGCACUGAGGGAGGGGACAGAGGCAGGAACAGGCAGAUGGGACUGGAACUGGGACUAUAAAAGCCAGCUGAAUGCAUACACACAGACUGAUAGAGACAAAUCUAGCAGUGUGAGAAGGAUGAGUGGAGAGGAGGGAGAUGGAAAUGAAUACAGCAGCUAAACUGUCAUUAUCAGGAAUAAAAAAACUAGACCAAAAGAGAAAGAAAAAGAGUGAGAAAAACAUAGAAGACAUAAUCUGCCACAGAGUAGGAUAAAUGAUUAGACAGUAAGGCAGAGAAAGUAGUGCAAGCAGAAAUAUGGUCAACACAGGUAAACUGCCAGGAAUUACUUUACACUUUUUCCCAUUUAUCGACGAUGCUGCUGUGUACACCAUCAACUGUUCUCUCACGCUUUAACAUCAGAGAGUGUCUAUUCUAUAUUCAAAUGUUAGCCGCUCAUCUCAGGCUCAUGUGUUUAAAGCUAUUGCAGAAGUACAGUCAGAGCAGGCAGUCGUGGAUGUGCGUUCUGAAGCUCCCGAGCAGAGUUUACACAAUUCUGUAUCUUUCCGACGGACGUACUGACGAUCAACAGCAUUUGCAAUACGACGAUGGCACCAGCGUGGCAUCUAAACUUUGUGUGACCGUGUUGUUUCUGCAGUAUUUGAACCAUGAAGUAGGGUGCAUCUGUUUUCAUGAACGCUAACAUAAUGGCAGACUGUCCCUUACAAGCACUCCUACAUCACAAGCUAUUUAAAACCACAACAAUAAUGCUGAGGAAUUAUUAUGCUAUUGUUUGAAUGUACUACUAUCACUAUUAUUUAAAAAAAGACAGACUUUUUUUGUACAUUUCUUUUGCAGACGUGGAGAAAAUCCAAGUGAUGGUUUGUCUUGUGAUUAUACAUAAUUCCACUGAAUGGCAAUUCUAACUUAAAAAGACACAUUAUGUAUUUAAAUAGCAGCAAUAUGGUGUAUUUAAUCUUGAAAAUAUUUAAGAUACCUGCACUCAACAAAGCAUACAGAAAACUGAAAGCCUGCCAUCCACAUGAAGUAAGUUAUGGUAGCUUUACAUCCGUACAAAUGUUCAGUGUAUUGAAUCAACAGUCUGUGUUACUUCAACGUCCCACCUUAUCAUUAUUGCACACAUUUUGGUGUUCAACACAUGAUAGCAGACAUAAGCGGUGUCGCCUUUAAAAGCUCAACUAACAAGUCAAAUGAAAGCUCUAUGUAUUGUAGCUACUGAAGUGUGUAACAACAGGUGUCUUUGCUAGUUGUGUCUGCAUGUGUCAAGAAAAAAAAAGGAAGACUGAUACUAAAACUGGGACUUCAGUGCCUUUCAAACAGGGGCUUUAAAAGUGUUCUCUGCUGAGCUUAGUAAUUGUUUUUUCAGUGUUGCAUUUUUCUCUCUAAAUGGAAACAUUUAAGCAAAAGCUUGUAAAAUGUUUGACAAUAUACCUCUAAUAAACAAAGCAAACAGCA
Messenger RNA from Lates calcarifer (barramundi perch), 2948 nucleotides. It is a transcript of the gene bmp16, whose product is annotated as bone morphogenetic protein 16. Gene Ontology annotation, biological process: BMP signaling pathway; SMAD protein signal transduction. Gene Ontology annotation, molecular function: cytokine activity; growth factor activity. Gene Ontology annotation, cellular component: extracellular region. NCBI's taxonomy places the organism in Eukaryota, Metazoa, Chordata, Actinopteri, Centropomidae. The record is from RefSeq and is a predicted model, not a curated record.